AUCGGUGGUACUUUGAAAUACAGGACAAAUGAAUAGCCUUUAAAACACUAUUAUUAAUAUUCAACAUAUUUUGAACCUAUUGUACAUUGGACGACAGAGAGAGAUAGCGUUUGUUUGAGCAGAUUCUUUUAAACUGUUAGGGAAAGUUUGUCGGGAUGACUGAUAGUGCCAAUAAGGAAGCUCCUUCAGAGCACAUUAACAUCAAAGUGCAAGGACAAGAAGGGUCAAUUAUUCACUUCAAGAUACGGAAAAGCACACCUUUCAAGAAAUUAAUUACUGCUUAUUGCGAUCGACUGGGCGUUAAUCAGUCUGCUGUGCGGUUUUUUUUCGAUGGAAAUAGCGUUCAUGAAACUGAUACUCCUGGCUCGGUAAGUCAACCUUAUGGUUCACAUUAAAUUUUUAGUUGGAAAUGGAAGAAAAUGAUACCGUCGAAGUUUUCCAGGCACAAACUGGUGGAUUGUAACUAAAGAUUACCCUCCCAUAACUAUGUAUACAUUUCCCUGUUGUCUAAGUGACAUUCAUAGAUGAUGACUUGUCAAAAUUUCUGCUACGCAUUUCCUUCAAUAUUAUAAUUCUUGAAGAUAUUUUAUUACGCGCUUCUAAUGUGAGUUCCAGGCUCUAUCGUAUUUGGGUGGUAUCUUUUUAUUUCAACAUAUAAUUAGGUAGCCCGUGCUUGAAUACUGGGUUAUGUUACAACUAAUAAUCACCAUGUGAAAGCUUAAAGUAUGCGUUAUCACACUUUUCGGGCUUAGUAUGGCAUUGGAAUGGUGCAUGGUGACUUGUUAAAGUCAGUGUUCAAUAGGUAGAGUCUCAUUGUAAUCCACGUCGGUUUGUUGAAGACCUGACAGUUCAGUUGAUUGCAAAAGCAACUUAUGGCGGAGUUUUAGAACCUAUUCUUGUUUCUUGAGUUUUGA
This is a messenger RNA of Schistosoma guineensis, 914 nucleotides long. NCBI's taxonomy places the organism in Eukaryota, Metazoa, Platyhelminthes, Trematoda, Strigeidida, Schistosomatidae. The record is from the annotation of a GenBank genome assembly.